Molecule: messenger RNA, 1580 nt
Organism: Eruca vesicaria subsp. sativa (arugula)
Lineage: Eukaryota; Viridiplantae; Streptophyta; Magnoliopsida; Brassicales; Brassicaceae
Source: the annotation of a GenBank genome assembly
UUCAAGUCUUUGGUUUGAAGAUGAAGAUUCUGAUAACAUUACUCUUUAGUAGCGUACUAGUUUUGUCUAUAAUGUUGUUAUCAUCCUCAAACAACAUCAAGAACCAACUUCUUGAUGCUAUAUCCACCGUUUCAAAGGAAACCGAAACACCAAUAGAUAAACUAUUGGGAGGGCUUUUAACCGCGGAUUUCGAUGAAGGUUCUUGCUUGAGUAGGUACCAUAAAUCUUCGUUGUAUCGCCAUCCUUCGCCAUACAAACCAUCCGAAUAUCUCAUCUCUAAGCUUAGAAGCUACGAGGUCCUUCACAAGCGUUGCGGUCCAGACACAAAAGCCUACAAGGAAGCAAUAGAGAAUCUUGCUCGCGAUGAGAAUUACGCAGGCAACUCCGUUGGUGAAUGCAGAUACAUGGUGUGGAUCGCGGGUUACGGGCUUGGAAACAGAAUGCUUACUAUGGCUUCUGCGUUUCUCUACGCUCUCUUAACAGAGAGAGUCAUUCUUGUUGACAACCGCAAGGACGUUAGUGAUAUCUUAUGCGAGCCGUUUCCAGGUACUUCUUGGUUGCUUCCUCUCGACUUUCCCUUGAUGAAUGGUUCUUACCGGUUAGACAAGGGAUAUGCUCGUUGUUACGGAACAAUGUUGAACAAUCAUGCCAUCAACUCGACUUUGAUCCCGCAGCAUCUAUAUCUUCAUAACCUCCAUGAUUCAAGGGAUGAAGAUAAGAUGUUUUUCUGUGAGAAGGAUCAAAGUUUGAUUAACAAGGUCCCUUGGUUGAUUGUUCAAGCCAAUGUCUACUUUAUUCCAUCUCUAUGGUUUAAUCCAACAUUCCAACUCGAACUAAAGAAGCUGUUCCCGGAGAAAGAUACCGUGUUUCACCUUUUGUCUUGGUAUCUUUUUCACCCGACCAAUCAAGUUUGGGGUAUGGUCACAAGGUACUACCGUGCCCACUUAUCCAGAGCAGACGAGACGCUCGGGAUUCAAAUACGGGUUUUCAGAAAGGACGCUGGUUAUUUCCAACACGUCAUGGACCAGAUCGUAGGUUGUACACAAAGAGAGAAACUCUUGCCUGAGUUGUCUACACAAGAAGAGCCACAAGUCAAUAAUACAUCGAACAUCUCGAAACUUAAAGCUGUUCUUGUCACAUCUCUGUAUCCAGAGUACUCUGACAACUUAAAGAACAUGUUUUGGGAGAGGCCAAGUUCGACAGGAGAGAUGGUUGAAGUUAAUCAACCGAGUGGAGAAAGGGUUCAGCAAACAGACAAGAAGCUUCACGACCAAAAGGCGCUUGCUGAGAUAUAUCUACUUAGCCUAACCGAUAAGAUUGUCACAAGCGCAAGGUCUACAUUUGGAUAUGUUGCUUAUAGUAUUGGAGGAUUAAAGCCAUGGUUACUUUAUCAGCCAAGGGAUCUUACAACUCCUGAUCCGCCGUGUGUUCGGUCCACGUCGAUGGAGCCUUGUUACCUUACUCCUCCUUCUCAUGGAUGUGAAGCUGACUGGGGGAAAAACUCGGGGGAGGUUUUUCCUUUUGUUAAGCAUUGUGAGGAUCUUGUGGAUGACGGGCUCAAGGUAUAUGAUGAGUUAUAG